UUUGUCAACAAAGAGCGGUCUCGUCCUCACUCGUCAAUUUCCGUUCGCACUCGUUUUCUGAACAUGGCGAUCGCACGAACCUCCGCGUCCUUGCUACUAUCACUGAACAGAAGGUUAAUCAACCCGCAGCUUAAUGUCGUCUGCUCAUAUCACAAAAAGGUCGUGGACCACUAUGAAAACCCGAGGAAUGUGGGCUCUCUAGACAAAAAGUCCAAAAAUGUGGGGACAGGUUUGGUGGGUGCACCAGCCUGUGGAGACGUCAUGAGGCUUCAGAUCCAGGUGGAUGAAAGUGGUAAAAUAGUGGAUGCCAAGUUCAAAACCUUUGGGUGUGGAUCAGCUAUUGCCUCCAGCUCUCUGGCAACAGAGUGGGUGAAGGGGAAGUCGGUUGACGAUGCACUGAAGAUCAAGAACACAGACAUUGCCAAAGAACUCUGCCUUCCUCCGGUCAAGCUGCAUUGCUCUAUGCUUGCAGAAGAUGCCAUAAAAGCAGCUCUGUCAGACUACAGGCUGAAACAACAGGACAAGGAGGAGUGACGUGCCAAAGCCGGCGGCUCAUGUGCCGUCAUUUACUAUCCAUUUUGGAGAUUUGUUGUUUUGGGUUUUUUGAAAUCUCAGCACCAGGUAACGCCUUGCGGCAGCGCUGUGUCAAAGAUGAAUUACCGUAAAAGGUCUUGCAUCAUUCAGGGACUUUCACACGUCUCCAUGGCUGUGGUGUCAGUCUCUUGAAUUCAAGCCUAGAUUUCAAGUGCCACGUAUCAGUGGUGUGUACCAUUUUUUAGAUUUUCAUCAGACGAUCAGACAUGUUUAAAGACUCGUGGUGAAUGUUUUAAGACUCUGAUGCUUAAUUUAAAGAGCUUAACACUUUUUCUACACAUGGCAUAAUGGUGAUCUUUAAUAAAGCAGGAAUAAUGGGUUUGAGGUGUUGGUUUUUGUAUAUUUUUUGGCUUUAGGACUUUAUUUGGCUUUGUUGUAUCAAAAUCACCGGUCUCUCAUGAAGAUUUCGGUAUGAAAAUACAGUUAGGUCAACAGAGAAAGAUCACAUACAAAAACAGAAAAAAUUGUAUGAGACAGUCUGCUUAUUGUAAAUAAACUGAUUAAAAACAA
This is a messenger RNA of Mugil cephalus (flathead mullet), 1104 nucleotides long. It is a transcript of the gene iscua, whose product is annotated as iron-sulfur cluster assembly enzyme. Gene Ontology annotation, cellular component: cytoplasm; mitochondrial matrix. Bases 64 to 534 code for a protein of 156 amino acids. Gene Ontology annotation, molecular function: 2 iron, 2 sulfur cluster binding; ferrous iron binding. Gene Ontology annotation, biological process: iron-sulfur cluster assembly; intracellular iron ion homeostasis. The transcript has 5 exons. NCBI's taxonomy places the organism in Eukaryota, Metazoa, Chordata, Actinopteri, Mugiliformes, Mugilidae. The record is from RefSeq and is a predicted model, not a curated record.